Molecule: messenger RNA, 16280 nt
Organism: Onychomys torridus (southern grasshopper mouse)
Lineage: Eukaryota; Metazoa; Chordata; Mammalia; Rodentia; Cricetidae
Gene: Fat3
Product: FAT atypical cadherin 3
Exons: 29
Coding region: 615-14447 (4610 amino acids)
Biological process (GO): homophilic cell-cell adhesion
Cellular component (GO): plasma membrane
Molecular function (GO): calcium ion binding
Source: RefSeq, a predicted model, not a curated record
UUCUAGCCCAGCUAGGGGUGGAGGAAGCCUGGGCUCUAAAAUUAGUCCAGCUUCCAGGCGGGGCGCCCAGAGCGUCCUGCUGCGGGCCGCCUCGUCUCCCUGGCCCCCUCCCGAGCCUCCCGUCUUCGCGUGGCGCUCAGAGAUCACUGGUCGUCCCCUAAGAGGACGCAGCUCUGCGGGGAGGGAGGAGGAGACAGCGAAGCUCGGGGCUUGGCAUUGCGGCGGCCGCUGCGAUGGGGAACCCGAAGCAGCUUCUCCACUAACUGUAGCGGUGCAGGCUGCGGAGAGCAGACGCGAGAACCGCUCUUCCCGGCAGGCUGCGCUGUGAUCUGGGCUGAGCAUUGGGACCUCUCUCCUGGUCCCCCUCCUCCCUCCACCAUCCUCCUCCGACUCCCCUCCUCCGCCCGCCAACCCGCAGCGGUGGCGGCGUCCUGAGCGCCAAGCGCCGAGCACCUCCGCUCGCCUCACCAGCCUCAGCCGGGAGCACGCGGCGAGCACUGCGGCGGAGGCGGCGGGGUGGCCAGCUCACCCUAGGCCGGAGAGGAAGACCACAGAGGACGCGUCUGGUGCAGGGGAGCAUCGCCGGCAGAGGCAAGGGAUGGACAUGUGAUGUGAUGGGUGUGACUAUGGGACACUGUGUGGGCACAAGGCCGCUUUCCUGCCUCCUCCUGCUGCUCCUGAAGCUGUUGGCCACUGUCUCCCAGGGGCUGCCAGGAACAGGGCCCCUGGGGUUCCACUUUACACAAUCCAUCUAUAAUGCUACAGUGUAUGAAAACUCAGCAGCGAGGACCUAUGUCAGCAGCCAGAAUAGAAUGGGCAUCACCUUAAUAGACCUGUCCUGGGACAUCAAGUACAGAAUAGUGUCUGGUGACGAGGAAGGUUUUUUCAAAGCUGAAGAGGUCAUCAUUGCAGAUUUCUGCUUUCUCAGGAUCAGAACUAAAGGUGGCAAUUCUGCCAUAUUGAACAGGGAAAUCCAAGACAAUUAUUUAUUAAUCAUAAAAGGUUCUGUCAGAGGAGAAGACUUGGAAGCAUGGACCAAAGUGAACAUCCAGGUUUUAGAUAUGAAUGACUUGAGGCCUCUGUUUUCACCUACCACUUACUCGGUCACUAUUGCAGAGAGCACACCACUUAGGACUAGUGUUGCCCAGGUGACAGCUACAGAUGCAGACAUCGGUUCCAAUGGAGAAUUCUACUACUACUUUAAAAACAAGGUUGAUCUUUUUUCAGUCCACCCCACAAGUGGUGUCAUCUCCUUAAGUGGCCGAUUAAAUUACGAUGAGAAGAACAGGUAUGAUCUGGAGAUCUUAGCAGUGGACCGGGGAAUGAAACUCUAUGGCAACAAUGGCGUAAGCAGUACUGCUAAGCUUUAUGUUCACAUUGAACGCAUAAAUGAACAUGCUCCAAUUAUCCAUGUGGUCACUCACAUCCCUUUCUCAUUGGACAAGGAGCCAACAUAUGCAGUAGUGACAGUUGAUGACCUGGAUGAGGGGGCUAAUGGAGAGAUUGAAUCUGUUUCCAUCGUGGCUGGAGAUCCUUUGGAUCAGUUCUUCCUGGUCAAAGGAGGAAAGUGGAUGAAUGAGUAUAAAGUCAAGGAGAGAAGGAAGGUAGACUGGGAAAGCUUCUCCUAUGGCUACAACCUCACUCUUCAAGCAAAAGAUAAAGGGUCACCUCAGAAGUUUUCAGAACUAAAGACAGUCCACAUUGCCAACCCCAAGAGAGACAGGACCCCAGUCAGGUUUGAAAAAGAUUUGUAUGAAGUCAGCAUAAGUGAGUUUUCCCCUCCUGGUGUCUUGGUGGCCAUAGUCAAGGUGAAUCCUGAGCCUUUGGAUGUGGAAUACAAACUAUCUCCUGGGAAGGAUGCAGAGUACUUCAAAAUUAACCCUCGGUCCGGCCUGAUUGUCACAGCACAGCCCCUGAAUAUAGUGAAGAAGGAUGUUUAUAAGCUGGAGGUGACAGACAAGGAAGGAGAUGUAAAGGCACAAGUCACUAUUGGGAUUGAGGAUGCUAAUGACCACACCCCAGAAUUCCAGCAGACACUGUAUGAGACUUUUGUGAAUGAGAGUAUUCCUGUUGGAACAAAUGUUCUGACAGUGUCUGCCUCUGAUAAGGAUAAAGGAGAAAAUGGCUACAUCACUUACAGCAUUGCCAGCCUGAACCUUUUACCAUUCGCCAUUAACCAGUUCACGGGUGUGAUCAGCACAACUGAAGAGUUAGAUUUUGAAUCCUCCCCAGAGACCUACAGGUUCAUCGUGAGAGCAUCUGACUGGGGCUCCCCAUACCGCCAUGAAAGUGAGGUGAAUGUGACCAUUCGGGUGGGAAAUGUCAAUGACAACAUCCCUCUCUUUGAAAAAGUGGCUUGCCAGGGAGUCAUUUCAUAUGACUUUCCUGUUGGGGGCCACAUCACAGCUGUCUCUGCGAUAGAUAUUGAUGAACUUGAACUUGUAAAGUACAAAAUCAUUUCUGGAAAUGAACUUGGGUUCUUUUAUUUAAACCCAGACUCUGGUGUUUUACAACUUAAAAAGCCACUGAUGAAUUCUGGCAUUAAAAAUGGUAAUUUUGCCCUCAGAAUCACAGCUACAGAUGGGGAGAAUUUUGCAGACCCCAUGACCAUUAACAUCUCAGUCCUCCAUGGGAAAGUGUCUUCAAAGAGCUUCAGUUGCAGAGAAACUCGUGUGGCUCAGAAACUGGCAGAGAAACUACUCAUUAAAGCAAAAGCUAAUGGGAAACUGCAUCUAGAAGAUGGGUUUCUUGACUUUUAUUCAAUUAAUAGGCAGGGACCACAUUUUGACAAGUCUUUUCCCUCUGAUGUGGCUGUGAAGGAGGAUAUGCCAGUUGGAACUAACAUUCUGAAGAUUAAAGCAUAUGAUGCUGACUCUGGCUUCAAUGGCAAGGUGCUGUUUACAAUAUCAGAUGGAAAUACAGACAGUUGCUUCAAUAUUGAUAUGGAAACUGGGCAACUGAAAGUCCUCAUGCCCAUGGACCGAGAACAUACAGACCUCUAUCUCCUCAACAUAACCAUCUAUGACCUUGGAAAGCCACAGAAAUCAUCGUGGCGAUUGCUGACUGUCAAUGUGGAGGAUGCGAAUGACAACAGCCCAGUGUUCCUUCAGGACAGCUACUCGGUUAGCAUUCUUGAAAGUUCAAGUAUCGGCACCGAGAUUAUCCAAGUGGAAGCGAGAGACAAAGACCUUGGCUCUAAUGGUGAGGUAAUGUACUCGGUUUUGACAGACACACAGCAGUUCACCAUCAAUAGCUCAACUGGAAUUGUUUCUGUAGCUGAUCAACUGGACAGGGAAUCCAAAGCCAACUAUUCUUUGAAAAUAGAAGCCAGGGACAAAGCAGAAAGUGGCCAGCAGCUGUUUUCUGUUGUCACCCUGAAGAUCUUUCUGGAUGACGUCAAUGACUGCUCCCCAGCUUUCAUCCCAACUAGCUACAGUGUGAAGGUUCUUGAAGAUCUCCCUGUUGGUACAGUCAUUGCUUGGCUUGAGACUCAGGAUCCUGACCUUGGAUUAGGGGGUCAAGUCCGUUACUCUUUGGUUAAUGAUUAUAAUGGGAGGUUUGAAAUAGACAAAGCAAGUGGAGCCAUCCGCUUGAGCAAAGAGCUAGACUACGAGAAGCAGCAAUUCUACAACCUCACAGUCAGGGCCAAAGACAAAGGGCGGCCUGUCUCUCUGUCAUCUGUUUCUUUCGUUGAGGUGGAGGUGGUAGAUGUCAAUGAAAACCUCCAUAUGCCCUAUUUCCCAGACUUUGCUAUUGUUGGAUCUGUAAAAGAAAACUCACGGAUUGGGACAAGUGUGCUGCAGGUGACUGCCCAUGAUGAGGAUUCUGGUAGGGAUGGAGAAAUCCAGUACUCCAUAAGAGAUGGCAGUGGUCUUGGGAGAUUCAGCAUCGAUGAUGAGAGUGGAGUCAUCACUGCUGCUGACAUUCUUGAUCGAGAGACAACAGGGUCAUACUGGCUGACAGUGUAUGCCACAGACAGGGGUGUGGUCCCUUUGUACUCCACCAUUGAGGUCUACAUAGAAGUUGAAGAUGUGAAUGACAAUGCUCCCCUGACCUCGGAACCCAUCUAUUAUCCUGUUGUCAUGGAAAACUCUCCCAAGGAUGUGUCUGUCAUUCAGAUACAAGCCGAAGACCCUGACUCUGGUUCCAAUGAAAGACUGACCUAUAGGAUUACAAGUGGAAACCCACAGAACUUUUUUGCCAUAAAUAUCAAAACAGGUCUGAUUACCACGACUUCAAGGAAAUUGGAUCGAGAGCAGCAGGCGGAACAUUUUCUGGAGGUGACAGUGACAGAUGGUGGUUCUUCUCCAAAACAGUCUACCAUUUGGGUGGUAGUUCAGGUUCUGGAUGAAAAUGACAACAAACCCCAGUUCCCUGAGAAGGUCUACCAGAUCAAGCUUCCAGAACGUGACCGCAAGAAGAGGGGAGAGCCUAUUUACAGGGCUUUUGCGUUUGACCGAGAUGAAGGCCCUAAUGCAGAAAUAUCCUACAGUAUUGUGGAUGGAAAUGAUGACGGAAAGUUCUUUAUUGACCCAAAAACUGGCAUGGUUUCUUCCAGAAAGCAAUUCACAGCAGGAAGUUAUGACAUCCUGACGAUCAAAGCUGUGGACAACGGCCGACCACAGAAGUCCUCCACAGCCCGCCUCCAUAUUGAAUGGAUUAAGAAGCCCCCACCUUCACCUAUACCAUUGACGUUCGAUGAACCGUUUUACAACUUCACAGUCAUGGAAAGUGACAAAGUCACAGAGAUCGUAGGGGUGGUGUCUGUGCAGCCAGCUAACACCCCUCUGUGGUUUGACAUUGUUGGUGGCAAGCAUGCUCGAGAGAUGUUCUAUAUUCUACAGACAGCUUGUGGGCAGAACUGUUCAACAGAAGGGGGGAAUUUUGACAGCUCUUUUGAUGCAGAGAAGGGUGUUGGGACAAUUGUCAUUGCCAAACCUUUGGAUGCAGAGCAAAGGUCGGUCUACAACAUGAGCGUGGAAGUCACCGAUGGAACAAAUGUUGCUGUCACUCAGGUAUUUAUCAAAGUGCUGGAUAAUAAUGAUAAUGGCCCAGAAUUCUCCCAGCCACAUUAUGACGUGACAAUUUCUGAAGAUGUGCUUCCUGAUACAGAGAUACUGCAGAUUGAGGCCACAGACAGAGAUGAGAAGCAUAAGCUGAGCUACACCAUCCACAGUAGCAUUGAUGCCAUCAGUAUGAGGAAGUUCCGGAUAGACCCCAGCACAGGUGUGCUCUACACUGCUGAAAGGCUGGAUCAUGAGGCCCAGGACAAGCACAUCCUCAACAUAAUGGUCAGAGAUCAGGAAUUUCCUUACCGAAGAAACUUGGCCCGAGUCAUUGUGAACGUGGAGGAUGCUAACGAUCACAGCCCUUACUUUACCAAUCCACUGUAUGAAGCAUCGGUGUUCGAAUCAGCUGCUCUGGGAUCAGUUGUUCUGCAAGUGACAGCUCUGGACAAAGACAAAGGGGAAAAUGCAGAGCUCAUAUAUUCCAUAGAAGCAGGGAACACGGGGAACACAUUCAAGAUUGAACCAGUCCUGGGCCUCAUCACCAUCUCCAAAGAGCCAGACAUGACAGCCAUGGGUCAGUUUGUCCUGUCAGUUAAAGUCACAGAUCAAGGCUCUCCACCAAUGUCUGCCACUGCAAUUGUGCGCAUCUCCAUCAGCAUGUCUGAUAACUCCCAUCCCAAGUUCACUCACAAAGACUAUCAAGCCGAAGUAAAUGAAAAUGUUGAUAUUGGAACGUCUGUCAUCCUGAUCUCAGCCAUCAGCCAGUCAACCCUCAUUUAUGAAGUCAAAGAUGGAAACAUCAAUGGAGUCUUUACCAUAAAUCCAUAUUCUGGAGUCAUCACAACUCGGAGAGCUCUGGAUUAUGAGCAGACCUCUGCCUAUCAACUCAUCAUUCAGGCCACUAACAUGGCAGGCAUGGCUUCCAAUGCCACUGUCAGCAUUCAGAUUGUGGAUGAAAAUGAUAACCCUCCAGUAUUCCUCUUCUCUCAAUACUCAGGCAGCCUGAGUGAGGCUGCCCCCAUCAACAGCAUUGUCAGGAGCCUAGACAGCAGCCCAUUGGUGAUCCGAGCCACCGAUGCUGACAGUAACCAAAAUGCAUUACUGGUGUAUCAGAUUGUGGAGUCCACAGCCAAGAAGUUCUUCACAGUGGACUCAAGCACAGGGGCUAUCAGAACAAUUGCCAACCUGGACCAUGAAGCCAUUGCACAUUUCCAUUUCCAUGUGCACGUGAGAGACAGCGGGAGCCCCCAGCUGACUGCGGAGAGCCCUGUUGAAGUCAAAAUUGAGGUGACAGAUGUGAAUGACAACCCACCUGUGUUCACUCAGGCCGUGUUUGAGACAGUCUUACUUCUCCCCACCUAUGUUGGUGUGGAGGUUCUGAAGGUGAGUGCCACAGACCCUGACUCUGAGGUACCCCCUGAACUGACAUAUAGCCUCAUGGAAGGGAGUGUGGAUCAUUUUCUAAUGGACCCAAAUAGUGGAGUGCUCACCAUAAAAAACAAUAAUCUCUCCAAAGAUCAUUACAUGCUGAUAGUCAAAGUAUCUGAUGGGAAGUUCUACAGUACUGCCAUGGUCACCAUCAUGGUUAAAGAAGCCAUGGACAGUGGCCUCCACUUCACACAAAGCUUUUAUUCCACCUCCAUCUCAGAGAACAGCACAAAUAUAACCAAAGUUGCUAUUGUCAAUGCAGUUGGAAACCGCCUUAAUGAGCCCUUGAAAUACAGCAUCUUAAACCCAGGAAAUAAAUUCCAGAUAAAAUCUACCUCAGGAGUCAUACAGACCACAGGAGUACCCUUUGACCGCGAAGAACAGGAGUUAUAUGAGUUGGUAGUAGAAGCCAGUCGUGAGCUGGACCAUUUGCGUGUGGCAAGGGUGGUAGUCAGGGUUAACAUUGAAGAUGUAAAUGACAACUCUCCUGUCUUUGUGGGCCUCCCUUACUAUGCUGCUGUGCAAGUUGAUGCUGAGCCAGGGACUCUGAUAUACCAGGUGACAGCCAUAGACAAAGAUAAAGGUGCCAAUGGAGAAGUGACCUACAUCUUGCAGGAUGACUAUGGCCACUUUGAAAUUAACCCUAAUUCAGGGAAUGUGAUUUUAAAAGAAGCAUUCAACUCAGACCUCUCCAACAUUGACUAUGGAGUCACCAUCCUCGCCAAAGAUGGUGGCAAUCCAUCUCUAUCCAAAUCAGUGGAACUUCCCAUCACCAUUGUUAACAAAGCAAUGCCUGUGUUUGAUAAGCCCUUUUAUACAGCAUCAAUCAAUGAAGAUGUCACAAUGGACACUCCCAUUCUCAGUAUCAAUGCCACAAGCCCAGAAGGCCAGGGCAUCAUAUACCUCAUCAUUGAUGGGGAUCCCUUCCAACAGUUUAACAUUGACUUUGACACAGGGGUCCUGAAAGUCAUUAGUCCUUUGGAUUAUGAAGUCACAUCUGUUUACAAGUUGACAGUGAGAGCCAGUGAUGCUCUUACAGGUGCCAGGGCUGAAGUCACUGUGGAUGUGCUAGUGGAUGACGUCAAUGAUAACCCUCCUGUUUUUGAUCAGCCCACCUACAACACAACACUAUCUGAAGCAUCUCUCAUUGGAACCCCUGUUCUGCAACUUGUCUCAACGGAUGCAGACACAGGAAACAACAAGCUGGUGCAUUAUCAGAUUGUCCAGGAUACCUACAAUAGCACAGAUUACUUUCACAUAGAUAGCUCAAGUGGCUUAAUCCUGACAGCGAGGAUGCUAGACCAUGAGCUGGUGCAACACUGCACCUUGAAAGUCACAGCAACUGAUAAUGGUUUCCCACCCAUGAGCAGCGAAGUCCUGGUUUACAUCUAUAUAUCUGAUGUCAAUGACAACCCCCCAGUUUUUAAUCAGCUCAUUUAUGAGUCCUAUGUGAGUGAAUUAGCCCCCCGGGGCCAUUUUGUAACCUGUGUGCAAGCCUCAGAUGCAGACAGCUCUGACUUUGACCGGUUGGAAUACAGCAUUUUAUCUGGGAAUGACCGAAUGAGCUUUCUGAUGGACAGCAAGAGUGGAGUCCUCACACUGUCUAGCCACAGGAAGCAGCGCAUGGAGCCUCUGUAUAGUCUCAAUGUGUCUGUGUCUGAUGGACUAUUUACCAGCACUGCCCAGGUGCACAUCAGAGUCCUUGGGGCUAACUUGUAUAGCCCUGCCUUUUCACAAAGCACAUAUGUGGCUGAGGUAAGAGAGAAUGCAGCUUCUGGGACAAAGGUCAUUCAUGUCCCAGCCACAGAUGGAGAUCCAGGAACAUAUGGACAGAUCAGCUAUUCCAUCAUCAAUGACUUUGCCAAGGAUCGAUUCCUCAUAGGCAGCAAUGGACAGAUCAUCACAACAGAAAGACUAGACCGUGAAAACCCUCUGGAAGGAGAUAUUAGUAUUUAUCUGAGGGCCCUGGAUGGAGGGGGGAGGAUGACAUUCUGCACUGUGCGGGUGAUUGUGGUGGAUGAAAAUGACAACGCCCCUCAGUUCAUGACGGUGGAGUACAGGGCCAGCGUCAGGGCUGACGUAGGAAGGGGCCACUUAGUUACUCAAGUUCAAGCUUUGGAUCCAGAUGAUGGAGCAAAUUCUAGAAUUACAUACUCUCUCUACAGCGAGGCCUCAGUCUCAGUGGCUGACCUCUUGGAAAUUGAUCCUGAUAAUGGCUGGAUGGUGACCAAGGGCAAUUUUAACCAACUGAAAAAUACAGUGCUGUCCUUCUUUGUGAAGGCAGUAGAUGGUGGCAUCCCAGUCAGGCACUCCCUCAUCCCCGUCUACAUCCACGUCCUGCCCCCUGAAACAUUUCUACCUUCAUUCACCCAGUCACAGUACUCCUUUACCAUUGCAGAAGAUACAGCCAUUGGAAGCACAGUGGACACCCUGAGGAUUCUGCCCAACCAGAGUGUCCGGUUCAGCACAGUUAAUGGAGAACGGCCAGAGAAUAACAAAGAGGGUAUUUUUAUCAUAGAACAAGAGACAGGAGCUAUCAAGCUUGACAAGCGCCUUGACCAUGAAGUCAACCCAGCUUUCCACUUUAAAGUAGCAGCUACUAUACCACUGGACAAGGUGGACAUUGUAUUCACUGUGGAUGUAGAUGUCAAGGUAUUGGAUCUGAAUGACAACAAGCCAGUCUUUGAAACAUCAAGCUAUGAGACAAUCAUAAUGGAAGGAAUGCCUGUCGGCACCAAGCUUGCUCAGGUGAGAGCCAUAGACAUGGAUUGGGGAGCCAAUGGGCAGGUCACUUACUCCCUACACUCAGAUUCCCACCUUGAAAAGGUAAUGGAAGCAUUCAAUAUUGACAGUAACACAGGAUGGAUCAGUACACUGAAGGACCUGGACCAUGAGACAGACCCCACCUUCUCCUUCUCUGUGGUAGCUUCUGACCUUGGAGAGGCUUUCUCUCUUUCUUCCAUGGCUCUGGUUUCAGUCAAGGUGACAGAUAUAAAUGACAAUGCACCAGUCUUUGCUCAUGAGGUUUACCGAGGAAAUGUAAAGGAAAGCGACCCCCCAGGAGAAGUGGUAGCUGUUCUCAGCACCUUGGACAAAGAUACCUCCAACAUAAAUCGCCAAGUGAGCUACCACAUUACGGGAGGGAACCCCCGAGGACGGUUUGCCCUGGGCAUGGUGCAGAGUGAGUGGAAGGUCUAUGUGAAGAGACCUCUGGAUCGAGAGGAACAAGACAUUUACUUCCUCAAUAUCACUGCCUCUGAUGGACUCUUUGUCACACAGGCCAUAGUGGAAGUGACUGUUAGUGAUGUAAAUGACAACAGCCCAGUAUGUGAUCAGGUUGCAUAUUCAGCAUCUCUUCCAGAAGACAUUCCAUCAAAUAAAAUCAUCCUGAAGGUCAGUGCCAAGGAUGCAGAUAUUGGAUCUAAUGGAGAUAUACGAUACUCACUCUAUGGAUCUGGAAACAAUGAAUUUUUUCUAGAUCCAGAAAAUGGCGAGUUAAAAACCUUGGCCCUGUUAGAUCGGGAGAGGGUCCCAGUGUACAACCUGGUUGCCAGGGCCACUGACGGGGGCGGCCGCUUCUGCCACUCCAGUGUCCUUCUGCUCCUGGAAGAUGUGAACGAUAACGCCCCUGUGUUUUCUUCCAACCACUACACUGCAUGUGUCUACGAGAACACAGCCACUAAGGCUCUGCUGACCAGAGUGCAAGCAGUGGACCCUGAUGUUGGCAUCAACAGGAAGGUUGUGUACUCCCUGGAGGACUCAGCUGGUGGGGUCUUCUCCAUUGACAGCUCUUCUGGGGUCAUCAUCCUGGAACAGCCUCUGGACCGAGAGCAGCAGUCAUCAUACAACAUCAGUGUGCGGGCCACCGACCAGAGUCCAGGACAAUCCCUCUCCUCUCUCGCCUCUGUCGCCAUCACUGUCCUGGACAUCAAUGAUAACCCCCCUGUGUUUGAGAGGAGGGACUACCUAGUGACAGUGCCUGAGGACACUUCCCUUGGUACCCAAGUCCUCUCUGUUUUUGCCACCAGCAAAGAUAUUGGCACAAAUGCUGAGAUAACAUAUCUCAUCCGGUCUGGGAACGAUCAAGGGAAAUUUAGGAUCAACCCAAAGACAGGAGGUAUUUCUGUCUUGGAAGCUCUGGACUAUGAAACAUGCAAAAGAUUUUACCUGGUGGUAGAAGCUAAGGAUGGGGGCACCCCAGCCCUAAGCGCUGCAGCCACCAUCAGCAUCGACCUCACAGAUGUGAAUGAUAAUCCUCCUCAAUUCAGUCAAGAUGUCUACAGUGCUGUCAUCAGUGAGGAUGCCUUGGAGGGGGACUCUGUCAUUCUGCUGAUAGCAGAAGAUGCAGAUAGCAAGCCCAAUGGACAGAUUCGCUUUUCCAUCGUGGGUGGAGACAGGGACAAUGAAUUUGCUGUGGAUCCCAUCUUGGGACUUGUGAAGGUCAAGAAGAAACUGGACCGGGAACGGGUGUCAGGAUACUCCCUGCUCAUCCAAGCAGUAGAUAGCGGCAUUCCUGCAAUGUCCUCAACUACAACUGUCAACAUAGAUAUUUCUGAUGUGAAUGACAACAGCCCCAUGUUUACACCUGCCAACUACACUGCUGUGAUCCAGGAAAAUAAGCCAGUGGGCACCAGCAUCUUACAGCUUGUGGUGACAGACAGAGACUCCUUUCACAACGGGCCUCCCUUCUCCUUCUCUAUUUUGUCGGGAAAUGAAGAUGAUGAGUUUGUGCUGGACUCCCAUGGGACCCUGAGGUCAGCAGUGGUCUUCCGGCACAUGGAAUCCCCAGAGUACCUGCUGUGCAUCCAGGCAAAAGACUCGGGAAAACCGCAGCAAGUUUCUCAGACCUACAUCCGCGUGCGGGUCAUUGAGGAAAGCACCCACAAACCCGCAGCCAUCCCUUUGGAAAUCUUCAUUGUCACCAUGGAGGAUGAUUUUCCCGGUGGAGUCAUUGGAAAGAUCCAUGCCACAGAUCAGGACAUGUAUGAUGUGCUCACAUUUGCCCUGAAAUCAGAGCAGAAGAGCUUGUUCAAGGUCAACAGUCAUGACGGGAAAAUCAUUGCCCUGGGAGGGCUGGACAGUGGGAAGUACGUCCUGAACGUCUCUGUGAGUGAUGGCCGUUUCCAAGUGCCCAUCGAUGUUGUUGUGCAUGUGGAGCAGCUGGUGCAUGAGAUGUUGCAAAACACUGUCACCAUCCGCUUUGAGAAUGUGUCCCCUGAGGACUUUGUGGGGCUGCACAUGCAUGGGUUCCGGCGCAUCCUGCGGAAUGCAGUGCUCACCCAGAAGCAGGACAGCCUGCGCAUUAUUAGCAUCCAGCCUGUGAUGGGAACCAACCAGUUGGACAUGCUUUUUGCUGUGGAGAUGCACAGCAGUGAGUUCUACAAGCCAGCCUACCUGAUCCAGAAGCUGUCCAAUGCCAGGAGGCACCUAGAGAAUGUCAUGCAUAUUGCAGCCAUCCUGGAGAAGAACUGCUCAGGACUGGACUGUCAGGAGCAGCACUGUGAGCAAGGCUUGUCACUGGAUUCCCACGCACUUAUGACCUACAGCACAGCUCGCAUCAGCUUCGUGUGUCCACGUUUCUAUAGGAAUGUGCGCUGCACCUGUAAUGGAGGAGUGUGCCCGGGGUCCAAUGAUCCUUGUGUGGAGAAGCCCUGCCCAGAGGACAUGCAAUGUGUGGGUUAUGAGGCCAGCAGGAGACCUUUCCUCUGCCAGUGUCCUCCAGGGAAGCUAGGAGAGUGCUCAGGGCACACUUCUCUCAGUUUUGCUGGAAACAGUUACAUCAAGUACCGGCUCUCUGAAAAUAGCAAAGAGGAAGACUUCAAGCUGGCUCUGCGCUUGAGAACACUGCAGAGCAAUGGAAUUGUAAUGUACACUCGAGCCAACCCCUGCAUGAUUCUGAAGAUUGUGGAAGGCAAGCUGUGGUUCCAGCUGGACUGUGGCAGUGGCCCUGGGAUCCUAGGCAUCUCCAGCCGCGCUGUCAACGACGGGAGCUGGCACUCAGUCUUCCUGGAGCUCAAUCGCAAUUUCACCAGCCUGGCCCUGGACGACAGCUAUGUGGAGCGGCGGAGGGCACCCCUGUACUUCCAGACGCUAAGCACCGACAGUGCCAUCUUCUUUGGUGCCCUGGUGCAGGCGGAUAACAUCCGCAGUCUGACAGACACGCGAGUCACACAGGUCCUCGGUGGUUUCCAGGGUUGCCUGGACUCCGUGGUGCUUAAUCACAACGAGCUGCCCCUCCAAAACAAGCGCAGCAGCUUCGCCGAGGUCGUGGGUCUGACCGAGUUGAAGUUGGGUUGUGUGCUCUACCCAGAUGCAUGCCAACGCAGCCCCUGUCUGCAUGGUGGCAGCUGCAGCGGCCUACCCUCUGGCGGCUAUCAGUGUUCCUGUCUCUCACAGUUCACUGGAAGAAACUGUGAAUCAGAGAUCACAGCCUGCUUCCCCAACCCUUGCCGGAAUGGAGGAUCCUGCGACCCCAUAGGAAACACUUUCGUCUGCAGCUGUAAAACCGGCCUCACAGGUGUCACGUGCGAGGAUGACGUGGACGAGUGUGAGCGAGAGGAGUGUGAGAAUGGGGGCUCCUGCGUCAACCUGUUCGGCUCCUUCUUCUGCAACUGCACCCCAGGCUAUGUGGGCCAGUACUGUGGUUUGCGUCCCGUGGUCGUGCCCAACAUCCAAGCUGGUCACUCAUAUGUGGGCAAGGAGGAACUGAUAGGCAUUGCUGUGGUCCUCUUCGUCAUCUUCACCCUGGUCGUACUCUUCAUCGUCUUUCGCAAGAAGGUCUUUCGAAAGAAUUACUCACGGAACAACAUCACGCUAGUGCAGGACCCAGCCACAGCGGCGCUGCUGCACAAGAGCAAUGGCAUCCCAUUCCGUAGCCUGCGUGCAGGGGAUGGGCGCAAUGUGUACCAGGAGGUGGGGCCCCCGCAGGUGCCAGUGCGCCCCAUGGCCUACACACCCUGCUUCCAGAGUGACUCCAGGAGCAAUAUGGACAAGGGGCUGGAUGCACUGGGUGGUGAGCCACAGGAGAUGAGCACAUUCCAUCCUGAGUCUCCGCGCAUCCUGACCGCACGUCGUGGUGUGGUGGUAUGCAGCGUUGCUCCCAACCUCCCAGCUGUGUCUCCCUGCCGCUCAGACUGCGAUUCCAUCCGGAAGAAUGGCUGGGACACAGGACCUGAAAACAAAGGGGCUGACGACCCGGGAGAGGUGACCUGCUUCACCAACAGUAACAAAGGCAGUAACUCCGAAGUUCAGUCCCUUAGCUCCUUCCAGUCGGAUUCUGGCGAUGACAAUGCAUCCAUAGUGACUGUCAUUCAACUUGUCAACAAUGUAGUUGACUCUAUAGAGAACGAAGUGUCUGUCAUGGACCAAGGACAGAACUACAACAGAGCCUAUCAUUGGGACACCUCUGACUGGAUGCCUGGGGCACGGCUGUCUGACAUCGAGGAAAUGCCCAACUAUGAGAGCCAAGAUGGAGGGUCUGCACACCAGGGUAGCACGCGAGAGUUGGAGAGCGACUACUACCUAGGUGGAUAUGACAUUGACAGUGAAUACCCCCCACCUCAUGAAGAAGAGUUCCUGAGUCAGGAUCAGCUGCCCCCGCCACUGCCUGAGGACUUCCCUGACCAGUAUGAGGCACUGCCUCCCUCCCAGCCCACCUCACUAGCUGGCACCAUGAGCCCGGACUGCAGGAGAAGGCCCCGGUUUCACCCCAGCCAGUACCUCCCUCCUCACUCACUUCCCAAUGAAACAGAUUUAGGGGGGGGGCCCUCCAGCUGCGAUUUUAGUACUUUUACAGGAAGCAUGAACCAGGGCGCAGAGGUCAUGGGCCCAGCAGACAGUGUGUCUCUGUCCUUGCACAAAUCCAGAGGCACAUCAUCCUCAGAUAUGUCAGCCCGCUGUGGCUUUGACGAUUCUGAGGUAGCCAUGAGUGACUACGAGAGCGCAGGAGAGCUCAACCUCACCAACCUUCACAUUCCCUUCAUGGAAACACAGCACCAGACCCAGGUGUAGAGGACAUCCAUAGGUGCUGUGCCCUGACUGUUACAGCAUGGAAGAAAAUAAGCUGCCCUUGUGUCUGGAUGGAGAGAAGUCUGUGGAAAUGUGGAUUUUCUGUGAGGAACACCUUCACAAGUCUUACUGUCACAAGCUUGACUCCCAGAGUGACAAGGAGAGGCUCAGAAAUUGUUGUUUGGGGGAGGGGGAGCUGACAAUCCUUGUUUGUGGGUAUCUGUGUUUGUGGCUUGAAGUACGAAGAAGAAGGAAUGGGUUUACUAAGUCAAAGAGAGAACAUGAAUGGCUUUGUGCAUUAUUGUGCCCCGGAAAGUAUGGAGGCAAAGGUCCUUGCAGUAUUAAACCCUGCCCCCACCAGGGGCAUCAUUGCAUGUGAUUUUGAGCCAAGGAAGUGAAAAUAGUAGUGAUGUUUGUCAGAAAGUUAGUGUUCUAGAUGAAAGAAAAGGGACGUAAAUGGUAAACAAGAAGGUGGAUGGAAGCCUUUAAAACCAAUUCUAUUUUUAAACAAGCUGUCUAAUUUUCAGCUCUAAAACUAGGUUUGAGUAACAUGCUUAGUGUGCUCAGAUUUUUUUUUUCUUAUUUGUGUUAAGCAUCCAGUAUAAUAUAGUUGGGUUUGUGGUCUUUGAGAAAGUUUCUAGGAAAGAGCAAUAAGAGACUAUCUAGACUUCAGUGGGUGGGUUGGGGAGGUUAAUGCUCAAACGUUAGAAAGACUGCAACGACCUUGUUCUGUGUUUUCUGGCAAACAAUCCUAGCUGUAUCUUGGUUCUAACACUGCUGCAGGACUAGAUCCCUGCUGGUAUAUUGCUCUCUAGAAUGAGACGUAUUGGAAAGCCUAAGCAGAAUUCACAGAUUCAGAGAAGUGGGAUGUGAGAUUGUCAGAGGUGAUCACAAUUCUUCACACUGAAGGUGAAAGGUGUAUGUGUUAUUCUAAACUGGUAGUGGUGUCAUUAUAAAUAUUCUUAGGCUUUUAAGAAAAAGGUAAGUAGUGACCAUGCAUAAAUUAAAUUGGGGGUGGGGGAGGACGAGUGUGUGCAAGUGUGUGUGCCUGUGUGCAUGUGAGGAGGGCCUAAGUAUUUCUCUGAGCGUGCACUCACUACAGCUGCUCUUGGGGAAAGCUGCCCCAGAGGGUUUAGGAUUCAGUGUUGGAAACUGUGAGGUGAGCAAGCAUUGCUCAACCUCCUGAUUUCUCUUUAGCGUUACGGAAACACCAAAUGCCAUAUCUUACUCCAAUUCAGUUAACCUUAUUUUAGUACUGCCAUUUAUAUUAACUUAAAGCAAGUACUGUGAUUUUUUAAAGACUAUUUUAUAGUUUUCCAGAACUACUAUUUGAACUGUGUAACAUUUGAUUACACCCUAGGGGCUCCCUCCCAUCUAACCUAUGGCCUUUGGCCAUCGCUUUCCCGUGACAGAAUGCUCAUCCCACGGAAAACACAAAACCCCAACAUUCCAAAGUUCAAGUCGGCGGUGGAGUUAACUUCCCUCUUCUACUUUGAUCAGCUGUGGCCACCCUGUGCCAUGAGCACGGCACAGGAACGCAUAUUUGCACAUCUGCCUAGUGAGCAAAUCUCUGUAUGGAUGGUUCCUGGUGUGUAAAGGGAGCUGUCUGGGAUCUGCCUAUCACCUCCUCCGUUGUCUUUAAUCCACUUACUUCUCUGGAGGAGUUGGUUUCUGAACAUCUGUCAUUUUCAAAAAAUCCCUUUCAUUCCCACACUUCCUAAGUUAGAGGAUAUGCUUGUCUGGUUUCUCUGUUUUUCUCUUCUGUUCUCUAGGUUAGAGUCACACAUGGAGGCAUUCUCCACACUGUGGUCUUGAAAUAAAUGACUUUCACUAAGA